Messenger RNA from Aspergillus melleus, 660 nucleotides. RefSeq lists its product as uncharacterized. NCBI's taxonomy places the organism in Eukaryota, Fungi, Ascomycota, Eurotiomycetes, Eurotiales, Aspergillaceae. The transcript has a single exon. The record is from RefSeq and is a predicted model, not a curated record. Bases 1 to 660 code for a protein of 219 amino acids.
AUGUACAUGGCAAGGAACGACGUAAAUGCACCAGUCAUAUUGGCUUCUUUCAAGACACGCAUCCAGGAUCUGCUCUCUUCCAGUCCUCCCACAACCCCCCUAGAGGCCCUGGCCCACACCCAGGCCUUGCUUCUCUACCAGAUAAUGCGCCUUUUCGAUGGGGACAUUCAGGCCCGGGCUUCUGCAGAACCCCUCAUCUCGACGUUAGAAUCAUCGGCCCUCUCGCUCCUCCAGUAUAUUCACUUCCCGGACCCCCUGCAACCGGAGGUCACCUUUCCUGGCUCCAUCGAGCCAGUCAUGGAUUUCUGGGCCUCAUGGGUCUUCCAAGAGUCCGCACGGCGCACGGUCCUAGUCACGUUCUACUUCAUUCAGAUCCACCGACUUCUUCACGACGACCCGAAUAUGCAGUGUGACGGCCGACUAGGUCUCGUUCAUUCCUGGUACUUCUCGGCGGAGCUGUGGCACGCCCAGAGCGCAUUCGACUUUGCGGUGGCCUGGACUGAAAAAGAGCAUUUCGUGGUCUAUAACGCCAAUUUCUCGGACGUGUUGCAACGGGCGCGACCUACGGAUGUGGACCUGUUCGGGCGAAUGCUGUUGAGUGCGGUCUUGGGAAUCGACGAGAUACGCGCCUGGUUUUACUCAAGAGGGGCGAUUCUUUAG